Molecule: messenger RNA, 1797 nt
Organism: Mycena indigotica
Lineage: Eukaryota; Fungi; Basidiomycota; Agaricomycetes; Agaricales; Mycenaceae
Product: Serine/threonine-protein phosphatase
Exons: 5
Coding region: 1-1797 (598 amino acids)
Biological process (GO): autophagy; peptidyl-serine phosphorylation
Cellular component (GO): cytoplasm
Molecular function (GO): ATP binding; protein serine/threonine kinase activity
Source: RefSeq, a predicted model, not a curated record
AUGUUGCUUGCUAAAUUGCGUCGCAUCUGCUCCCAUUACCUCUUGCGGCUCUCCAAAAGCGCCGAGGCUCUCCUCGCAGUCAGGUUGUCCCUCGUCAUCGUCAAAGAAGUUCUUGAUUUGUCGAAGUCGACCACAACGACUUACCCGCCACUCAAUCUUCCCCUCGUUCUCACUCUUCCGCCUGCCCCCAUCCGCCUCACACUUCCGCCCGCCCCCGUCCCUCCCCCAACCAAAGCGUUGCCCAUCCUCAUACGAGGGACAGUUGUGCUUGGCUCCGGCCUAUAUCAAGUCCCACCAGGCUUCGUGUUUCUUUCUUUCUUCUGGAUUUUUUCCACUGUAUUGUUGGUCUAUGGGGCCGCAAAUAGACUGGGUGUGGCUGCCGCUGUGCGGAAGUAUCUCUGCGGUGUGAGAGUUUUCUUGGAUUGCGUGAAAUAUGGUGCCUGGGCAGUUGCUCCUCUCGUUUACUGGAGCCAGGUUGGCUUGCGCAAGAUACUGGAUUGUCUUGGAAGGUCUACGGGUUCAUAUGCGACCGAAAAUUCGUGUCGUCUCUUCCAUUCGGUCUCUAUUAUCGUCCGAGCCAUUCCUUUUGUCGAAAAAGCUACAAGCUGGAGCAAGCACCACUACGAAGUUGGUAUUCACAACACGAAGAUAUUUAUCCGUGCUACGAUCAAAGCUUUCGACAACGACGAGCUUACUCUAACGCUUACGCUCGCUCGCUCGACCAUGAACUGUGACGGCGUCAUCAUCUUCGUGAUCAGCGAGCUUGUCUCCAACUACUGGCGUUGGUGGUUUCUCUGGCGUCUCGAUCCUGGAGGAACACCACAGCGUCGCUACCCCUUCAUUGCCGGAACUCCCGAUAGCUGGGACGGAUUACUGCCAGCGCCCGAGGUCAAUGCAUUGUCAGCCGCAACGCACGGCUUAUGGGGCUCUUCUGCUUGGAAACCCGUCCAAACGUUCAAUAUCAAAAGGCCAUUUGACAAAACUAAAUUCACGCGAAUAAGACUACUGGGACGAGGCACAUAUGGGAAGGUCGUCGAAGUCUCUACCUAUCGUGGAAUACACAUCGCCCUCAAGAGAGUAAAGCGGCGAGGAAAGAAGUCGGACCACUACACUGCACGACAAGCCUCGACUAUGCUUUGGAACAUGCUUGUGUCCGAAGUCCAGGUCCCCAUUCUCAUGCGCAAUAAUGCCGCAUUUCCUUCCGUCUAUGGUGUAUGGUGGGACGACGCCAACUACUAUAUCGCGAUGCAGCUGGGUGACCAAUGCCUAGCGGACGUUGAUCAUUUCCCCUCUCGUUUAGACAUUUUCUGCUACGGCCGUCAGCUUGUUGCCGCACUCGAAUCGUUGCAUGCCCAAUAUAUCGUCCACCGCGACCUCAAACCCGAAAACAUUCUUCUGAAAAAGGGUCAAAUCAUGAUCAUCGAUUUCGGUCUCGCUCGCGUUUUCCAACCAGGAGCAGGUCCUGCUCGCUUCUGGGCCCACGAAUCAGGAGAAUAUCGGCUGGAGGAAGUAGCAGGGACGACAGGCUACAUGUCUCCCUUGGUCGCAAAAGGUUAUCCAUAUUCGUUCGACGCCGACUUGUGGAGUUUUGGAGUGAUCAUAUACCAAUGGAUCGUGCAACGCUGGGACCCGCCUCGAAUCACACCUCUUGCAAAGCGCUUCCAGUUGGAUCCAAAGGACGACCUGGAAGAUGACGAAUUCGACUUCUUCAAGAGGAUAUUUUCGCUGGAGCGCGGGCAGCGGUUUCAGAGCUGGAAGGAGGUUCGCAACCACCCAAUGUGGUUGGGGUUGAUAUAA